This is a messenger RNA of Emiliania huxleyi CCMP1516, 1794 nucleotides long. RefSeq lists its product as hypothetical. The record is from RefSeq and is a predicted model, not a curated record. Lineage: Eukaryota; Haptophyta; Isochrysidales; Noelaerhabdaceae. Gene Ontology annotation, molecular function: glycosyltransferase activity. The transcript has 5 exons. The coding region runs from base 1 to 1794 and encodes 597 amino acids.
AUGGCCGAUCGCACGCAGCCAUUGGUGCUGCACCACAAGAACCCGGUGCCGUCCUACGUGCCCAACACGUGGCGGUGCUCGAUGCUGCACAAUGCGUGCCUCACGCUGUCCACGCCGCAGCCGGCGUGCUCCGCUCGAUGCCGCAAGCGACCGUGGCGGCUGGACGUGUACGGGCCGAACGCGUCAUCGCAGGUGCGCCAAGUCCUCGCCGAGCGCCGCUUCAUGCGUGAUCCCAUCGAAAGCUUUAAGUUGCGCCCCCUCCAGCGCGACGUCCACAACAUGAGCGCCGGAGCGGUGCCGCCGUCACCCAUACUGCGUGGCGAGGCCGGAGGCCUCACGAUGAUCUGGCCCGUUUUUGAGCCUUCUUACGGCGACUUUUGGCGCGACACGAUGCUGCCGCUCGGGCACCUGCUCUCGUUGGGACGGCUGCCGCACCGACUCGGCUUUUCGGGGCUGCCGACCGGCUCGGGCGCGCUGGCGAGGACUAAUGCGGUGGAGGGGCUCGAGCGGAUACGCAGCGUGUGCACCUUUGAGCGGACGUCGCCUCGCACAUUGCGGUGCGAGGACGCGUGCUACGAGAGCGUGCGGCUGUGCGAGAUCCUCCCGCACAGCUCGUUGCGCGGAAGUGCCGCGUGGCUCGCCAUGGCGUCUCUCGACGCCGCGCUCGGCUUCGAGGUGCCGCAGCUCAAAACGAGCGCCGUCUCGGCCGAGCCGGGCGUGCUGCGUGCACGGUACGCGCGCCGGUUCAUCCUCAACCUGAACGAGGUGGUGGCUGCGUGCGACGGCUUGCUCCUUGGCGGUUGGACGCUGCGAUGCGAGGCGCACGCCCUCGCAGGAAUGUCGCUGCACGCCGUGGUCGCCAAGAUGCGGCAGACGGACGUCUUUGUCUCGAUGCACGGCGGCGAUUGCAUCAACGCGCUGCACAUGCGCCCCGGCCGCGCAGUGAUCGAGCUGGUCAACCAUGGGUUUGAGAAGGCGCCGUGGGUGUGGCUGGACCAGUACAUGCGGCUCGUCAAGAGAACUUUUCGCGUGCGGCGCAUCGUGCUGCCGUCCACUUCGGGCCAACGAGCUUCGGGCAGCAACCAGACGCAGAACUGGAAGCAGAUGCAAAAGAAUUUCGCAGACGCGUGGAACGCCAACGGCACUCUGCCAUGGCCUCGCUUGCGCGACGAGCUCCAUGCCAUCGGAGUGGACGAACCACCACCCAAGUACGGCACGUUGGUGGUGCUGGUGCCGUACUUUGGAGCCCCGCCGCCGUGGCUGCCGAUUGCGCUCGCGUCGAUGGGCGGUCCCAACGCCGAGUUGGUCCGGUUCUUCAUCGUGGGUGAUGCGUCGGUUCCACCGGACGUCUCGGUGCCGUCGAACGUGCGCUUUGUGCCGGCGGAAUGGGACGAGGUGCGCAGGCGGGUGCGCGAGAAGCUGGGCGUGGACAUGCCGUACGACUCGCCGAGCUACCAGUGCAAGGGUUGCGUGAUGUACAGCUCAGACCGCGCGGCUGCUAAUGCGAGCGUUCUGGCGGCCGAGGCGAAGGCGAGGGUGGCCGGGAGUUUGCUCCACCACAGCAACAAGGUGACGGACCUCAAGCCCUUCAUGGCGGCUCUGUGGCCCGAGUUGCUAUGCGCCUGUAACUCUGACGCCGCCGGCCGUCGCUCCCAGGUCGACUUUCCCGUCAGCGCCCAGUCGAAGGAGCAGCGUCGCCCUCCUAUCCCCGGGGCUCGGCGCGUCCUCAUCCUCCUGGAGCAGCCUCUGCGCCUUGACCGCCUCUACCCGCUCGCCAAUCUGCUUGGCCGGUGA